This is a messenger RNA of Heteronotia binoei (common prickly gecko), 2013 nucleotides long. RefSeq names its product melanoma cell adhesion molecule (gene MCAM). The record is from RefSeq and is a predicted model, not a curated record. Lineage: Eukaryota; Metazoa; Chordata; Lepidosauria; Squamata; Gekkonidae. The transcript is spliced from 16 exons. Gene Ontology annotation, biological process: angiogenesis. The coding region runs from base 53 to 1903 and encodes 616 amino acids. Gene Ontology annotation, cellular component: plasma membrane.
UCCCCGCAGCUCCCCGCUCGCAGUCGGAGGCUCGACUCUGGCGCCGAGAACAAUGAGCGGCCGCCGCCUCGCCACCUUCGCCCUGGGCUGCGUCUUCUUCGCCGGCUGCUGCGGGAAAGGAGCCAACAGCCUUGAACUCCACGUGCCAAAGGUAGUUGAGGCAGAAGUUGGAAAGGAAACCUCUAUCUCUUGCAAGUUCUUCCUCCCUGAGAACAGCACUUAUGCCUACGUCAGGUGGCUUUACAUGGAGAAAAACGAACGGAAGGAGAUCCUGUCCAAGACCCAGGUCGGGGUUGAUCACAAGGAGUCAGACAUGAAAGACCGAGUGGGCAUCAGCGAUGAUUUCGCCCUGACCAUCAGCAAGGUGACUCCGAGGGAUGCCAAGACAUACCUGUGCCAGGUGGGAGCGGGCAGUGCUGGCUUUGCAGAGAAGCAGGCGGAGCUGCGUGUCUCAAAGGCUCCAGAAACAUCAGUGGUGGUUGUGAGUGAGGGCAUCGGGGCCUCGAAGGACGAGCUUUCUCAGAUUGCAACAUGUACCAGCCAGAAUGGCUACCCAACUCCAUCCAUCACAUGGUACAAGGACCAACUCCCUCUGUACCCCAAUGGAACAGAGACAGACGUCCGCAAUGCAGUCAUCAGGGAGUCCAGUGGCCUCUUCACCGUCAGCAGCAUCCUCUUCGAACACGUCACCAAAGAGGACCGCCGUGCCUUCUACCACUGCCAAGUUGACUACAGCUUGAUGGGGGUCAACAAGACAUCCGAGACGGAGCGCUUCCAAAUCACAGUGCUUUAUCCCUCUGAGAACAUCUACUUCAUCAUCGAUGGCCCCAGCAAGGAACUGAAGGAAGGCGACGAGGUGACGCUGCGUUGCAAAGCGGACGGCUAUCCGGAGCCUGAAUACACCAUUUUCAAAGUUGAGGACCAAGUGCUGGCUGCCACCUCUGGGGAGCUGACCUUUGACCACGUCAAGAAAGAGGACAGCGGCACCUACUACUGCCGAGUGUUCGAUUUUGACAGCAUGAACGAGCUGGAGGCCAACGUCAACCUGUCUGUCAACUAUAUCGAUGUGCCCGUGAUCACCCCAGAGCACCACGAAGCCUUAAAGGAAGGAGAAGAUUUGCAGCUGACCUGUGACGCGAAAGGCUCGAAGCCGCUGGAAUUCAAGUGGAAAAGGAAGGGGAAACUGGUGAGCCGGGGAAAGAAGCUCUCCCUGCACAACGUCACCCACGAGACUUUGGGCAACUACAGCUGUGUGGUCACGAUGCCAGAGGUGACGGGGCUCGUCCAUUCCAAACACGUUUUCGUCAACGUAUACUCCAAGCCCAGCCUGACGGGGGAGAUGUACCAGGAAUACGUCCAAGUGAACGAGCUCAUCAGCCUCUCCUGCAUCGCGGUCGCGGCACCCAAGGCCACCAUUUUGUGGAGCGCACCAAAUGGAACGAGUGGACAUUCACACCGGAACGGCCACGUCAACAGCACACUUCAGAUCCGGGUCACUCCAGAACUUCUGAAAUCUGGAAUCAACUGCACAGCACAGAAUAACCUGGGCCUGGCAGAGUAUCACUUCAGUUUGCAGAAGAGACCAGACCCGACGCCUCCCUCCACCAGGAUCGAGAAAGAGGCCCAAGAGAGCAAAGGCAUCAUCAUCGUGGCUGUCGUCGUGGGGAUCCUGGUGAUCGCCGUCCUGGGGGCGGUCCUCUACUUCCUGCACAAGAAAGGGAAGCUCCCUUGCGGGCGCUCUGGGAAACAAGAGAUAACAAGGCCCGAAGCGCACAAAGACGAGAUUGUAGUUGAAGUUAAGUCAGAUAAACUUCCCGAAGAGGCGGGGCUUCUGCAGGGCGCCAACGGCGAGAAGAGAUCUGCAGGCGACCAGGGAGAGAAAUACAUCGAUCUGAGAAACUGAGGAAGAGAGACCACGCUGCGCUGUCCCCCAGUUGACUUCUCAUGUCCCUUUUACUGCCUCUUGCCCCCCUCCCCUUACAAGUAGCCAAAGUCCUUCGAGCUCAUCAGCAC